AUGCCAACCUCGGCAAUUCCCCUCGGAAAAGAAGCCGACAUUCCGGACGCUCAAUAUCCACAAGAGGCCAGCAACCAAGAGAUGGCAGUGCGGAUUGUGAAGAUCGAGCUGAGACUAGCACCGGUCAACAUGGCCGAAGAGACCUACCAGGGCUGUACGGCCUCCGAAUCUGCGGGCAUCGCGCAGUGCGAAUCUCCGGGUGAAAGUUUCUUCUUCGAUCAGGAGAAGGCACAGAGGUGUCCGGAGCGUGGCACUUGGGACCAUUCCGGCUGGAGCUGCGAUGAUUGGAAGUGUCACACGUACUGCACCAAUCCAUCGCGUCCUGCUGAGCGAAAGUCCUGUGACAACUGCCCAGAAGUCGAGGUCACUACGGCCUGCUUCGACGCGCAGAAGACGGCCUGUGAAGCGGCCAAGAGCACCUUGUCAGGCUGCGAUGUGGAUUGCAAUGCCGCCAAGAGGGGCCUGAUGUCAGCUGCUGUGACGGCCCUUGUUUUGCUGAGAGUUUUUAAUCGGAGUUAG
Symbiodinium sp. CCMP2592 is the source of this 519-nucleotide messenger RNA. Lineage: Eukaryota; Dinophyceae; Suessiales; Symbiodiniaceae. The record is from the annotation of a GenBank genome assembly.